AUGGCCGACCGCGACUACGAGGCUAACGAAGCUCUCGAUCCCGAGCUUCUCUACACCAAGGAAUAUUGCAUCGGCGGGGGCAGUUUUGGCAAGGUUUACAAGGGUGUCGACAAGAAGAGUGGUCAGGCGGUUGCCAUCAAGGUCAUUGACAUAGAAAAUGCCGAGGACGAGGUUGAGGACAUCGUCCAAGAGAUAGCCAUCUUGUCCGAGCUGCAGUCGCCCUACGUCACAAAGUACUAUGGCUCCUACGCCAAGGGCGCCGAAUUGUGGAUCGUCAUGGAGUUCUGCUCUGGUGGAAGCUGUGCCGACCUCAUGAAGCCCGGCCACAUUGGCGAGGAUUACAUUGCCAUUAUUGUGAGAGAACUGCUCCUCGGCUUGGAAUACCUCCAUUGCGACAAGAAAUUGCACAGGGAUGUAAAGGCUGCCAAUGUCCUGCUUGGCUCCAAUGGCCAGGUCAAGCUUGCCGACUUUGGUGUGUCGGGUCAGCUUUCUGCCACCAUGACCAAGAAGAACACAUUUGUUGGCACCCCUUUCUGGAUGGCACCCGAGGUCAUCAAGCAGUCGGGCUACGACCACAAGGCAGACAUUUGGUCCCUUGGUAUCACAGCCCUGGAGCUCGCCAAUGGGGAGCCGCCCUACGCAGAUAUCCACCCCAUGAAAGUCCUCUUCUUGAUCCCAAAGAACCCCCCGCCCAGGCUCGACGGCAACUUCACUAAGGCGUUCAAAGACUUCAUUGAACUCUGUCUACAGCGGGACCCCAAGGAGAGGCCCUCGGCCAAGGAUCUGCUCAAGCACCCCUUUAUCCGGAAAGCCAAAAAAACAUCUUAUCUGACCGAGUUGAUCGAGCGCCAUAGUAGGUGGAAGGCUACCCACAAGUCUGAAGACGAGGAAGAGCUUGAUGGGGCUGACGACAUACGCGAGCGCGAACCUGUUAAUGAGGACAUGUGGGACUUUGGUACUGUUCGGCUCGUCAGCGAAAGAGGUGGAAAGGUAACUCGCCCUGGUCUUUUCCCAAUGGACGAAUCGACUAGGAACUCGAGAGCACUAAGGCCGCUCGAGGAAGACUACGGCGAGAGAACUAGAAGUCUUUCGCCAACAAAGAAUCAGGAGUCGUCCAGCUCGUCCGUGCCCGCCACUACUCUCAAGCCCCCAAACAACACAUCUUCGACCGGAACAGCAAGGCAGCCAUCGCCCCAGCGAAAGCCCGUCUCUGGCCUGGCGCCUCUGUCGUCGCCAACAAAGGUGCCUCUGCCAGCUUCUCCUACAAAGCUAUCACAGGAUUCCUCUACGCCCAGGCCAAUUUCGAAGCAGGUGCCUCCGCCGCCGACCAUGGCAUCACCCGACUUUGACAGGGCAUUGAAGGAGCAACUCCAACAUGACAUGUCACAGCUGAAUAUUACGCCCGUAGCCCAGCCACAGUUCAACCACCCAGCGCCGGCCUUGUCCCCUAGGGGCUCACAAGCCCAAUUGCAUCAGCACCAACGGGUUGCAUCCAAGCCGGGCCCUCUAAACCUGGCCGAUAUUCCACCCUUUCGUGGUGCUCCUCCUCAGAUGCUUCCACAAAAAGUCACAAAUCAGCAGGGAAUGUUUCAACAAGCUGGCUUUCCGUCCAAGGCGCAACCGAGACAAGCACCGCUCUUCACUCCGGAUUCCUUCCCGUCACCUGCAGCCACGAAUCCCAACGCCGAGCUCGACGCCUUGAACGAUGUCAUAUUCCCAGCGCUUGAGGAAGCCCUCAAGCGACGGCAAAUCAGACUUCAGCAAGUAUACCGAAAUGAAAAGGUCGUCACCCCGCAACGGCAGCGCGCAGAGGCGGCUCAGGACAGGAUACGAAAGCACGUCUAUAAGUUAGCGAAUGUGUGCAAAGAGAUCGACCGUCUCGACAAGAGCGAACCUGUGGGCAUGGGCCGAGAGGUUGGCACCUUUCUAGAGGGCUUGUUAGAGGAGAUACUGGUGAGAGUAGAGCCCCUGGAUGAAGAUGACUCGGCAGAACCGCGCGCUUGA
Molecule: messenger RNA, 2004 nt
Organism: Pestalotiopsis fici W106-1
Lineage: Eukaryota; Fungi; Ascomycota; Sordariomycetes; Amphisphaeriales; Sporocadaceae
Exons: 3
Coding region: 1-2004 (667 amino acids)
Biological process (GO): protein phosphorylation
Molecular function (GO): protein kinase activity; ATP binding
Source: RefSeq, a predicted model, not a curated record